CAUAAUUGUGUCAGCUACUGAUGAGUAUAUAAGGUCACAUUCAGACAGUAGUUGAGUUUCUUAUCAUGCUGACAUAAAGAGUGCACUCAUGGCGUCUUUCUGGUGACGUUCUAUCACACACCCUGAUUAAACCAACAAGCUGGUCAAUUGCAUGGACAAGAUGGUUGUCUUAGCUGUGGCUGUGUUUGUAACGCUGUCAUCUUGUGCAGUUGGCUGCUCAGGGAACACAAAUUCUACUGAGCUGAAGCUUUGGAGCAUGGAAGAUCAAUCUACUGCUGCUCAGCUGGCUGCUGUGUUUAAGGAGAUGGAGAGAAUAAGGUGUGAACAAACAACACUUGAGCAGCAGCAGCAUGCUCUGACGCAGAUGCAUGCAGCGAGCCAAAAGAGAAGGGCUCAGAAGAAAGUUGGAAGAAAUGUCCUUACUUAUGGUACAAAUGAUGAGGAGGAAGACAACUUGCAUUUCUCUGAGAAAGACUCAAGGAGGCGUGGUGACCCCUGCUUUCAUUAUACAGUCCUAGACCAGGCCUGGCGUGCCACCAACACCACCACCAAGUUUAAGAUGUGUGACCGAAAUGUCAAAUGGAAAGGUUGGUACCGCCUGUUCUACAAAGGGAAGAGUAUUCAGAUGCCUGAGAGGUGCGUCCCUUUGAACAAAUGUGGCACCAACUCCCCACUGUGGCUGGCAGGGCCUCACCCAAAGAGGAGGGAAGGCAUCGUCACCCGCAGAGUCUGUGGCCACUGGAAAAAGAACUGCUGCGCUUUCCGAUCCACCCCAAUCAAGGUCAAGAAGUGUCUCGGCAACUACUAUGUGUACAAGUUCACCCAGCCGUCAUCCUGUUACUUGGCUUACUGUGCAGAUAUCAACACGCUUGUAUGUGGGCAGUGCAGAAGAAACCAAUACUGUGAGAGCCGAGAUAAGAUUAACUGGAGGUGUAAGACAAAGAAAACUUCUUCCAAAAAGAUCCACUUCUUUGUGUCUUACCCCGGCCAACUCAGAGGCAAAGUGAACAGGAUCAAGUACAGUAAGGUGCUGGUGAACAUGGGCCGGGCCUUCAACAGGAGGACUGGAGUGUUCAGGGCUCCGGUCAAAGGAGUCUACCAGUUCUUCUUCUCCACUCAAGCAGCCAGUGCGGGCCUUAAGACUGAUCUGUGGCUUGUGGUCAAUGGUUACUGGGUCGCUGUCUCUCACACACACAUCUCCCGUCCCUCCACUGUCGGCAGCUUGUCCAUGUACAUGACCUUCCUCCGCAGAGGGGCUGUAGUGUACGUGACCCACAACUGUGGUAGGUCUUGGGCCAAUGCUGCUUCCAUGACCAUUACAUUUGGGGGCUCAUUGAUUGCACAGUUGAAAUGAUGUAUGUUUAAACAUUUUGACAAUAUUCUAAAUUUUGUAGAUUUCUAAUGUAUCUUUAAGUAUGAAUGUGAAUGGGAUUUUUAUUUUAAGUAAACAUGUUAGGAGUGUAUUAUGACAAAGUUUAAACCCUCUCUUUGCUAUCAGUUCAAGUUGUUAACAGGUUUUUUUUAUAUAUAUAAUUUUGGUGCUACAUGAGAUUGAAUGUUAAUUCCUCCAUUGUCACUGCACAACACUCUGGAUGAGUGUCAGCUAAAUACCUGAUGUAAUACCUAAAUGUCUGCUUUAAUUCUUAAAUGUAAAAAUUAAAAUAAUUUAAAAAGGAA
Lates calcarifer (barramundi perch) is the source of this 1677-nucleotide messenger RNA. RefSeq lists its product as uncharacterized. The coding region runs from base 152 to 1354 and encodes 400 amino acids. Lineage: Eukaryota; Metazoa; Chordata; Actinopteri; Centropomidae. The transcript has 10 exons. The record is from RefSeq and is a predicted model, not a curated record. Gene Ontology annotation, molecular function: protein binding.